Lingula anatina is the source of this 4153-nucleotide messenger RNA. RefSeq names its product DNA-directed RNA polymerase III subunit RPC4. Lineage: Eukaryota; Metazoa; Brachiopoda; Lingulata; Lingulida; Lingulidae. Gene Ontology annotation, molecular function: DNA binding. Gene Ontology annotation, biological process: tRNA transcription by RNA polymerase III. Gene Ontology annotation, cellular component: RNA polymerase III complex. The record is from RefSeq and is a predicted model, not a curated record.
GUCAAUAUGUCUGCGCCCGUGUGAGACGUUUCUUCAACAAAAUGUGAGAAGUUCUCCUGGUAUGGUGAUUAUUACGUGAAAAGCCCGAUUACCAGGAAGAAGCCGUGCCUUCCAUAAAGCCUAUGUCUGUCGAAAGCAUUGGCAACAGGUAUUUUUACAGACUCAAUAAAGAUGGCAUCUAAUGACCAGACUCCAAACAGCAGUGAUCUCCCAAGAGGGUUGAUAGGGAGGACGGGAACUCCAGCUGCCAAGGGGGUCAGGUUGCCAUCACUUAGAGCUCCCCGGGAUUUGACUCUUGGAGGUGUAAAGAAGAAGACAUUUGCUCCCAAUAUUCCAGUGAGAAAAGACAGAAGCAAGGAAAGAAGUACAGGUGAAACUCCAGAACCUAAGCCUAGUCCUGGCAGUACAAGGAAAGAUAGAGGAGGGGGAGAUGGAGCUCGGGGAAGAGGGAGAGGACGAGGAAGGGGUAGGGGAAGAGGCAGAGGAGAGGUUUUGCAGUCCCAUUCUAUUUUUGAACAAGGACCUACAGAAAAACUGCAGGCAAGAGGGUCAUCAGGCUACACUGAGACGAGAGAGAGAGGGGAUUCCUCAACAUCUAAACUUUCUGUGAAGAGGGAGAAGACAGAAAAUGAAGACACCAAAAGAAUACUGGAUAACUUGCUUCGAGAUGAUUUUAUAGAUUUUGGUGACAUGUCAGGUGCUGACGAGGGACUUAAUCCAGUGGCCUUACCUCUGGCAACCUCAGUGAAAAAAGAACCACAGUUGGAAACAGAUGCAAUAAAAUCUGAGCCAAUGGAGGUGGAUGAGGAGGAUAAGACGAACAUUCCAACUGUGUCUUCAAAGCCUGUUAAGCAGGUGCCGCAGAAGCCAAAACCAGUAGAAAAAGAAAAAACCUGUUCAGAGAUAUUUGCUAAAGCUGAGAAAUCAGAGACAGGCCAGCUGUUAUUUUUCCACCUGCCUGACUCUCUGCCCGGUGUGCCCCCACCCAGGGAGGAGGCAGAGGUCAAGGGAAAAGAGGGGACUUCGUCCACCAAAAUGGACACGGAUGAGGCCAAGUUAUGUGAUCAAAUGGGAAAAUCCAGCCUUCGGGACUUUUCAGAAGGUUAUAUUGGGAAACUACAGGUGUUGAAGUCAGGAAAAACAAGAUUAAUGCUGGGAAAUGUCACUCUUGAUGUAGCCAUGGGAACACCAUGUGGCUUUUUGCAGGACCUUGUAUCAGUGAGGAUAAGAGAAGACGGCACCGGAGACAUGACCGUUUUGGGACGUGUAAAUGACAGACUUGUUUGUACACCAGACUUUGAAAGCCUUCUGAAUUCGCAGAGCAAAAGCUGAUAUUUGCCGGUCGUAUUUAAUGAUUUCAUAUCAUAAAUUGACAGGGCUGUUGAAAAUAGUGUCAAAUUACAUAAUAGUUGAAACAUUUUCAAAGCAGAGAAGUAGUAAGAACAGGCUUAUGCAGUCAUGAAGUCCACUUGUUGGCGUUGCAUGUGCAUUGAAUAUAUUAUUUUUAUCGGCAAUUUUGUUUUACAUGCGACAGAGAAUGAAUUCAAGUGUUUUGGCAUCGUUUUUUCCCGAGAGGACUUAUAGUUUCUUCCCAGAUAGAUGAGUUGAAUGUUAUAUCUAUUGGUUAUACGCCCUUUUUUAUAGCUGGUUUGAUAUUUGAUAUUUGAUAUUCUACCAGAUUUGGUUUGCCGUUAAAGGAAAAGAUCAAAACGAUGAUCUCAUAGUUUCAGAACUUUGAAAGCUGCAUUGGACAAUAAAGCGACAAAUAAGGCGAUGUUUAGAAUUGUACUUUAAAGGUGCUUUAAAUUGUUUUCAGAAGUCAAUUCUUAUCAGAACGGAGUCGGAAUUGAUUUGAAAAAUAGUAUAAGAGAAGAGGUUAAUGGAGUUGACGAACCACUCCAUACCUAUUGUGAUUUAUGUAAAGAAUAGUUGGACUUGACCUCUCAUCCUUUUGAUGCCACAUCUGUGUAAAAGAGGAUGCAUGACCAGUGAAGCGUUUGCCAUUUUGACUGCAUUGAAUUUCGAUCAAAUUUUGUUUUUUUCUUCGGGGCCGAGUUUUAAGGCGAUAUUAACCGCGGCGUGUUUAAUCCUAUCGCUCUGUGUUCUGGAAUCAAAAUGGCGAACCUUCUGCUGAGAAAAUCCAGAGAAUCGGUAAGUAAAUGUAUAGUUUUCAGUCUGCAGACUACAUGUCUCCCAGGGAUGUCUCUCAGGGGUUUUUCAUUAGAUUUUUACGUAUAAUUCUCUGGUCAUUCUGUGCACAUUUCUGUCCAGCGGGAAAAUUAAAAGUCAUCACCCAAAUGACCUCUGGCGGAGAAUAAAUAUACAUGUGCACCCUUGGUCUGGUCCUUGUUUCUGUUAAUACCAAGACGUCUCAAAUGUUGGUGCAAGUCAUUUAAUGAUUAACAGGGGGAGUUAUUGGUGCGAUAUACUCUCAUUAGGUUUGGUCGCCUUAAACAAUCGACUUCUUCAGGUCUUUUUCUUUUUCAAUUUGGUCAAACGAUAUGUUUUCCAGCAACGAUUCCCCGUGCACAAUCUCUAUCUUUUAUCGUUAUUAUCCCUUUUUUGCCUUUUUGGAAUCGAUGCAAUUUCACAUACAUCGCAAAUAUGUGAGCCACUAUCUUUAUAGAUAGUGAAGUUACCUUUAUCAGUUCUUUCUGGCCAAUAUCGGCACGUUCAAAUCUCUGUGACGCAUCGGAAACCAUUGAAAUAAAUAUUGUAGAAGAUUCGAAGAUUAGUUGCAAGGGAAAAUGCACUUUCAAAAAUCAUACAACGGACCAAGAGAGUUGGAAAAAAAAAGCCCGGCAACGUGUCGUCACGCGUGGAGGAUUUUAAAUGCAGUUUCAUGUUACCCAAUGCCAAUACAAUGAGCAACUCGUGCUAAAAUCAUUUUUCAUUUUAAACGACCCCAAACUGUCGCUUUACGACUUGCGUCUUACCCCUUGCAGAGAAAAUGACAACCAUUAUCAUGACCUUAUCCCCUAGACAAUUUGGGUACAAUCAAAUCAAGUGAUUCUUAAAUAGCUUGUUGAAAGACGAUUUUUCCUAGUCAAAACGAUAAAACGAUAAACCCUGGGUACACUUUUGAGAUUCUGAUCCUUCAGUGAACAUACAUUAUGAUAGAAAGAAAAGUGCACGCAUCUGUUCCAUAGAUAUUUAUUAUUCUUCGCCUGAGUUACGGACUCCGUUUCUAGUUGAGAGGGAUCUUCUUCCGGCUUACUGAAGGGAUCCUUUGAUAACAAAAACACCUUCAUAUUUGCAGUAUCGAUAUUGAAGCGUUGAACAGGAUGACACUUAAGCAAACAAAGGUAAGAGCGAAAGGAGGAAUCGGGUUUGUGUGUGUGUGUUGCUUUUUUUUUCUAAUUUACGAUUCACGAAAGUAUGUAAAAUGAUAUAAGCCAUUUCUCUCCAUCUUUUAUUCAGGUUAGCUAUGACGAGCAGUGUGAAGUGAUGUUGAUUCAGUUGUAUGAACGGGUGCGUUAUGUCAGAUACGGUGAAAAACUUAAUUUUACUCCUUCCGAACGCACAUCACUCCGACUAAGCUGGAAUGCCUGGAUCGGAGGAAAUCCGUCUCAAAGGGGAUUCCAAAUGUUCCUAAGAAUGUUCAAAAGUCAUCCCGAAACCCAACUUGCCUUUGAGUUUGCGAAGGGCUCUUCUCUGGCUUAUCUCCAGAACAGCUCGCGCCUACUGUUUCAUGUGAACAGGGUGGUGAAGUACAUAGGCAAAGUUAUUGAAAAUCUGGAUUCCCCUGAAGAGGUUGUGCCUGUUUUGCUGCAGUUGGGCGCAAUGCAUGGACCUCGCAGAUUCAAUGUGCCGUCAGGAUAUUUCCCGCAUCUUGGAGUAGCUAUGCGGGAACUUAUGAGAGAAUCGCUUGGAAACUGGACGGAAGACCUCAACAAAUUAUGGGACGAAUUGUACCAGUGGAUAAUCCAACGUCUUAUAGAGGGACAGCAGAGGGUAGAAAGCUAACCACUAGAUACUAAUUUCAGCAGACGAUAAAUUAGGAACACUCGAGAUCCAGAUUUGAAGCCCCAGCAGCAAAAUAUGAAUACAAAUAGAUGAAAAAUUUUACAAAAUUUAUUGGAUAUACAGUUGAACUAUUUUACAAUCUACAGUGUCAAUAUGAAUGAAUAAUAAAAAUGGAUGUAUUUCCUUU